This is a messenger RNA of Macrosiphum euphorbiae (potato aphid), 1416 nucleotides long. Lineage: Eukaryota; Metazoa; Arthropoda; Insecta; Hemiptera; Aphididae. The record is from the annotation of a GenBank genome assembly.
AUGAUCUUCACCGGCACAACGCGGGUCGCUUUGACCGUGGUCACAGUAUUCGCAUGGUUUGCGGCAGGUCAAAGGAUUACAACAAUACAGUUGGAUGGCACUCAGUACUACAUCAGCAGGAUGAAUCCAUAUUCAGCGGAAUUAAACUACUUUUUGGCAUAUGAAUAUUGCAGAUCAAUUGGAUUGCAAUUGGCUUCAUUUGAAACGUUGGAAAAAACAAAUUCUAUAUCGGAUUUCUUAAGAAAUGCUGGUUACAACAAAUUCGACUAUUGGACAUCUGGAAACCGCUUGGGCACCGACAUGCUCAUCUGGAUGUCUACAGGUCUGCCGUUCAACACGACUUUCAACCAAAUGAAACGACCGAACAACCCGGACAACAAUGGUCUGGACAACGAAGACUUGAAAAUGAACGCCAGGCCGGAACUGCCCAUAGCUAGGAAAAAGAGGGGCGAGAGUGGUUCCAGGGACGGAUGCGUCGCGAUCAAAGCGCCCAACAUGGACUGGGUGACGGCCGACUGUACUGACCUGAAGGACUUCAUUUGCGAACAGACCAGGUGUUAUUAUUACAACUACGGGUCGAUUCCGGUGUCCUCCAGCCAGGGUUUUGGUUAUAAACAAAAAGCUGCAGCAGUCCCAAUUCACUCAAACAUAUCUUUGGAGGAAAACACUUCCACUCCGACAACUACUACUACCACCACUACUACCAUAAAUCCCACCACAACUACCACCAUUGCAUCCACAACAUCCGAAAUCACUACUACCACCACCAGCACCACCACGCCAGCUUCGCCCGCUGUUAUGGUCCCGACCCCUGCCGCCGCCGUCGAGGGCUACGCGGCCACCGACAUCCGCCGGAAGUCAGAGGACGACGACGGCAACGACGACGAUGCUCCUAGGUCGGCGGAACCGGAACCCGUACUGACGGUCGCGACGACAUCCGGUCCGGUGGUCGACGACUCGCUGUCCGCGAGCACGACCGAGCCCCUGCAAAGUGGAUAUCAAGAGUCGCAGACAGACGAACAACAGUCGACCGACGGACGAGCGGACAGUCAGUAUUAUACCACCGAACUUCCGACGCUCAUUCAGAUGCACAAUCAACAACAGCACGAACAACAACAGCAAGACCAACAAGUGCACAGGCAUUAUCAACGUGACGAGGUGCAACAGCGCGGGAAACAGGAAGUAGAUCGUCGAGAUCAACUGCAGCAGCGCAACGACGCCUACGCUUUCGAAUCGCUGGAAAAGGCUUUUGCCACCGCAGUGCCGCACAAGAUCCGAUCUACCAAGGACUUGGAACAGCCCAAAGACGCUGUAGCAGGAGCAGCUACCGGUGAUCUACAGUUACCGUGGUCGUGGGCCAAAGACAUAAUGUUGCAAAAACCCGUGUUGAAAAAGUCGUCGCAAGAAGUCGCUUAG